Molecule: messenger RNA, 846 nt
Organism: Ictidomys tridecemlineatus (thirteen-lined ground squirrel)
Lineage: Eukaryota; Metazoa; Chordata; Mammalia; Rodentia; Sciuridae
Gene: Lrrc51
Product: leucine rich repeat containing 51
Molecular function (GO): protein binding
Source: RefSeq, a predicted model, not a curated record
GCUGAGGCUGGCCUUGAACUUACGAUCCUCCUGCCUCGGCCUCCCAAGUCACUGCGAUUACAGAGGGAAUUUCCAUUUUAACAGGGAACAAUCCCUGAACCCAAAGGAACGAAUCCCUAAUGGUGGAGUUUCAGUCAUCAGUGACAGGAACCCGGACUACCAAGGCCCAUGCUUGCACCUGAUGAAUGAUGGCCUGAACUAUGAGCAAACGGGACUAUAAGAACACUUCCGUGCAGGAGCCCCCUCUCGACUAUUCCUUCAGAAGCAUCCAUGUCAUCCAAGAUCUGAUAAGCGAGGAGCCAAGGGUAGGGCUCCGACCACUGAAGCAUUCAAAGUCAGGAAAGCCAUUGACCCAGUCCCUGUGGCUGAACAACAAUGUCCUCAAUGACCUGAAAGACUUCACCCAGGUGGCGUCACAGAUCCUGGAGCACCCAGAGAACCUGGCCUGGAUCGACUUGUCUUUCAAUGACCUGACUUCCAUUGACCCUAUCCUAACAACAUUCUUCAAUCUGAGUGUCCUCUAUCUUCAUGGAAACAGUAUCCAGAGCCUGGGGGAAGUGAAUAAGUUAGCUGUCCUUCCUCGGCUUCGAAGCUUGACACUCCAUGGUAACCCCAUAGAGGAAGAGAAGGGGUACAGGCAAUAUGUGCUGUGCACGCUGCCCCGUAUCACCACGUUCGACUUCAGUGGGGUCACCAAAGCAGACCGUACCACAGCUGAAGUCUGGAAACGCAUGAACAUCAAGCCCAAGAAGGCCCGGAUCAAGUAGGAUGCACUCUGAGGUUCCCAGGACCCCAGCAGUCCUGAAGCUAGUCAGCUUAGUUUGAGAAUAAAUGAUUUGAGCUGUU